AGCCAUCUAGAUGAAAAUAUAAACAGUCUUCAUUUUCAAUAAGACAUUCAUAGCAAAAUUCCAGUGUAUUUUAUAUUAAAUUUAUAUUAUUUUUUACUUAAAAACAAUGGGACGUAAAAUGUGUGCGCCUUUAAAAGCUUGCAAAAGUCGCGAGCUAAGAGGAGGGAUCCUAUAUACCGACUGCCACUGCCUACGUCGAAAUGGUUUACAGUAUGACUGUCGAAGAAGUGGCUGCCAAGCUUCCAAACUCUGCCAAACUUUACCAGCACCUCUAUGUGGACCAGCUAACACAGCUUGCGCUAAGCACAGAUAUAAUCCACACGCUGAACCGUUAUACAACAUUUGUAAAAUGCGGAAAAAUAAUUAUUAAAGUCUAUCAGUAUCGAGCAACACCUUUAUAUAUAUUAGGACUAUACUGGUGUUCACCAUGUGGUCCUAUGAUAUGUUACAAGUACGAAGAUUGUGGUCCUCCAAAAGGCCGAUCAAGUGAUGCAACACCUCAAGAGGAGAGUAGCAAUGAAAAAAAGAAUGAUAAGGAAAACCAGCUCAAACGAACAAAAAGCCGCGAACUUCGCGGUGGGAUAAUGUAUUACAGCUGUCAUUGUAUUAAACGUAACGGGCUACAACAUGAUUGUAGACGAACUGGUUGUGGCGGAGAGCCAUCAUGUCUAGUUCUUCCUGAUCCUUUAUGUGCCCCUAGUCAGCUAGCUCGCGCACGAGGCCUGGCGGACCCCGCACCCUUGGCAGCACAUUACCGAGCGCAAGGUGGUGGAGCUGGCCCUUCAAAUGACUCUAGUGGAGCUGCCGGUGGCGGAAAAAGGUUCAUUGUUUGUGAAUUGAAAGGCAUAGUUCCGGACUCACAAGCAGAUAAAACGACCAAGUGCUGUAAGUGCCCACCUUUAGCGAAUAACUCGAAAGUUCAAACCAUUGGUAGCAAAGAUUGUCAUUGUAAUUCUUCUAGCCAGGGUCCCAAUAUGUCGUCAAUGUUUGUGUUUGAUGAAAAAACCUUAGAGAGUAUAAUGAGUAAAUUUAAUAAUAAAGAGGUCGCGUCAAGCAAAGAAAAGGUUGUUAUAGGACCCGGGGGACGACCUCGUAAAUCUAAAGUCGAAGCGCCAAAAGAAAUUUGUACUCGUCCGGGCUGUGUGCAUUGGAAACCACCACCGCCAUGUGUUUGGGAUGCUCCUUGUAAGGCGGACUGUUUUGAGGCACCCCCGGGAAUUCAACCAGGCCGCAAUCCUCUCACUGGCGGUGGUGGCCCCAAUGCAGGACCCUACAAAUCGGGCGAGAAAGUAAAAAUCCUUACGCUCAUUCAGUAAAAUGU
Messenger RNA from Pieris brassicae (large cabbage white), 1321 nucleotides. RefSeq lists its product as uncharacterized. Lineage: Eukaryota; Metazoa; Arthropoda; Insecta; Lepidoptera; Pieridae. The coding region runs from base 201 to 1316 and encodes 371 amino acids. The transcript has 3 exons. The record is from RefSeq and is a predicted model, not a curated record.